Prunus armeniaca (apricot) is the source of this 1389-nucleotide messenger RNA. The record is from the annotation of a GenBank genome assembly. Lineage: Eukaryota; Viridiplantae; Streptophyta; Magnoliopsida; Rosales; Rosaceae.
AUGAAGUUAUACACAACAGUUGUAUGCAAGAAUUUUGACAAUAUAGCCCAACUCAUAAUUGCAACUUCUAUAACUAUAAGGUGUGGUGUAAUUGAUAAACUGUCACCUCCAACUGACGAGCUACCUGAUGCCUCAAUGGCUGAUGUUCGAAACCCGUUGAAAGCACUUUGCGGCAAAGGGCAAGCUGAACUCCAAAUGGAGAUUAAUCCCACCAUUCAAGUGUGGGGACACCUUGUGGGUUUCGCAGCGCUAGCCACCAAAUCUAUUCAAUGGACGACAAUCAAAUUUCACUCGGCGUUGAACAGGAGGAAAUCCCCGAUUCCUUCAUCUGCUGCGUUUGUUUGUAAGGAUCUUCUUUACAAGCCUAUAGUGCUCUCCUGUGGUCACGUUUCGUGUUUCUGGUGUGUGCAUAGAUCGAUGAGUAGUCUAGGCCAAUCUCAAUGUCCGCUGUGUAGGCAUGAGUAUAAUCAUUUUCCAACCAUCUGUCAAAUGCUUCAUUUUUGCUACUCAAGAAGUACCCUGUUGCCUAUAAGAGAAGGGAAUUGCAAAUUCUUGAAUAAUGGCACAGCUGGUCCUAAGCAAACCCAUGGUGGAGAUUAUGAGGGAAUUGGGAAUGUUGCUGAUGAAGAAAAGAAUUCCCUGUUAAACACGGAUAGCGGGAGUGGCGACCGGAUUUCAGUUGCUGAUGCGAUAUGUGCCGCAUGCAAGCAACUGUCGUUUCAUCCUGUGGUUCUUAACUGUGGCCACGUAUAUUGUGAAAGUUGCAUUGUUAAACCAGAUGAACAGAUGCUUAGAUGUAACGUUUGUCAAAGUUCUCAUCCAUCAGGAUUUCCAAAAGUUUGUUUGGUGCUUGGACACUUUCUGGAGGAGCAAUUUCCAAAAGAAUAUGCACUUAGAAGAGCUGCUGUACAGCUUAAACAAGCUGAUUCCAAGCAUGAGAACCCAAAUGCCUGUGCAACAAAAGCUGAUACGCAAAGAAAGAAGUUAUCACCAUGGUCUGACCAAGUUCACAUAAGAUUUGGUUGUGAUUCUUGUGGGAUGUUUCCCAUCAUUGGGGAUAGAUACAAUUGCUUAGAUUGUUUCGAGAAAAAAGGAUUCGACCUCUGCAGCCAUUGUUAUAACACCAAUUCUAAGCUUCCAGGUCGAUUUAAUCAGCAGCAUACACCGGAACACAGGUUUAAGCUUGUACGCAAGGACUCGAUUCGUAAUCAGUUAAAGCUAGUGAUCGGAGACAUAGAUGAUAUUUCUCUUGCUCUCAUUAUCGCUAGUAUUAGUUCAGAAGGAACCAUUUCUCCUGAUGCUCCGGCAGAUGCUGAGAAUAGAUCAGCUGCCCAUGCUCCCUCCACUAGUAGUGGAGAUGAACAAGAUGAGUCUUUAACCUCAGAUUGA